UUGCCCUUUUGUUGGGUCUGACUCGGACUAGUGACACUUCCGUCUCGGCUAGAAUAUUUUUAUCUGGAACGGCUGUCGGUUCUUGAGAUGAUACCACCACUGAAUGUCUCCUUGUCAUUGUCUAGUCCAACCUAGACGUGUGGAUAUCCGCAAGGCUCUGGCAAAACCUUUUGCAGGUCACGUCGGGCAUGGAGCUGGAGCAUUAUGAACAGCCCGUGGUUCUGAGAGAGGACAACGGCCGCCGGCGCCGGAGGAUGAAGCCGCGCAGCUCCGCGGCCAGCCUGUCCUCCAUGGAGCUCAUCCCCAUCGAGUUCGUGCUGCCCACCAGCCAGCGCAACAGCAAGACCCCCGAGACGGCGCUGCUGCACGUGGCCGGCCACGGCAACGUGGAGCAGAUGAAGGCCCAGGUGUGGCUGCGCGCGCUGGAGACGAGCGCGGCGGCGGACUUCUACCACCGGCUCGGCCCGGACCACUUCCUCCUGCUCUACCAGAAGAAGGGCCAGUGGUACGAGAUCUACGACAAGCACCAGGUGGUGCAGACCCUGGACUGCCUGCGCUACUGGCAGGUGCUGCACCGCAGCCCGGGCCAGAUCCACGUGGUGCAGCGGCACGCGCCCUCCGAGGAGACGCUGGCCUUCCAGCGGCAGCUCACCGCCCUGAUCGGCUACGACGUCACCGACGUCAGCAACGUGCACGACAACGAGCUCGAGUUCACGCGCCGCCGCCUGGUCACGCCGCGCAUGGUCGAGGUGGCCGGCCGCGACCCCAAGCUCUACGCCAUGCACCCGUGGGUGACCUCCAAGCCCCUCCCCGAGUACCUGCUGAAGAAGAUCACCAACAACUGCAUCUUCAUCAUCAUUCACCGCAGCACCACCAGCCAGACCAUCAAGGUCUCGGCCGACGACACCCCAGGCACCAUCCUCCAGAGCUUCUUCGCCAAGAUGGCCAAGAAGAAGUCUCUGAUGGAUAUCCCCGAGAGCCAAAGCGAACAGGAUUUUGUGCUGCGCGUCUGCGGCCGGGACGAGUACCUGGUAGGUGAAACGCCCAUCAAAAACUUCCAGUGGGUGAGGCAUUGCCUCAAGAACGGAGAGGAGAUUCACCUGGUGCUGGACUCGCCUCCAGACCCAGCCCUGGACGAGGUGAGGAAAGAAGAAUGGCCACUGGUGGACGACUGCACGGGAGUCACUGGCUACCACGAGCAGCUGACCAUCCACGGGAAGGACCACGAGAGCGUGUUCACCGUGUCCCUGUGGGACUGCGACCGGAAGUUCAGGGUCAAAAUCAGAGGCAUUGAUAUCCCCGUCCUGCCCCGGAACGCCGACCUCACGGUUUUUGUGGAGGCAAACAUCCAGCACGGGCAGCAGGUCCUUUGCCAGAGGAGAACCAGCCCCAAACCCUUCACGGAGGAGGUGCUCUGGAAUGUGUGGCUUGAGUUCAGUAUCAAAAUCAAAGACUUACCCAGAGGGGCUCUACUGAACCUCCAGAUCUACUGCAGCAAAGCUCCAGCGCUGUCUGGCAAGGCCUCUGCAGAGACUCCCGGUUCCGAGUCCAAAGGCAAAGCUCAGCUUCUCUAUUACGUGAACCUGCUGCUGAUAGACCACCGGUUCCUGCUGCGCCACGGGGAGUACGUGCUCCACAUGUGGCAGAUCUCCGGAAAGGGGGAGGACCAAGGGAGCUUCAGUGCGGACAAGCUCACGUCGGCAACCAACCCAGACAAGGAGAACUCCAUGUCCAUCUCCAUUCUUCUGGACAACUACUGUCACCCAAUCGCCUUGCCUAAGCAUCGGCCCACCCCUGACCCCGAAGGGGACCGGGUGCGAGCGGAAAUGCCCAACCAGCUUCGGAAGCAACUGGAAGCGAUCAUAGCCACUGAUCCACUUAACCCUCUCACCGCAGAGGACAAAGAAUUGCUCUGGCAUUUUAGAUAUGAAAGUCUUAAGCAUCCAAAGGCCUAUCCUAAGCUGUUUAGCUCCGUAAAAUGGGGACAGCAAGAAAUCGUAGCCAAAACAUACCAACUGUUAGCCAGACGGGAGGUCUGGGACCAAAGUGCUUUGGAUGUUGGGUUAACGAUGCAACUCCUGGACUGCAACUUUUCCGACGAAAACGUAAGAGCCAUCGCAGUUCAGAAACUGGAGAGCUUGGAGGAUGACGAUGUCCUGCAUUACCUGCUGCAGCUGGUCCAGGCUGUGAAAUUUGAACCAUAUCAUGACAGCGCCCUGGCCCGAUUUCUGCUGAAGCGAGGCUUAAGAAACAAAAGAAUUGGUCAUUUCUUGUUUUGGUUCUUGAGAAGCGAGAUAGCCCAGUCCAGGCACCAUCAGCAGAGGUUUGCCGUGAUCCUGGAAGCCUAUCUGAGGGGCUGCGGCACGGCCAUGCUACACGACUUCACCCAACAAGUUCAAGUGAUCGAGAUGCUGCAGAAGGUCACCAUUGAUAUUAAAUCGCUCUCUGCUGAAAAGUAUGAUGUCAGUUCCCAAGUUAUUUCACAACUUAAGCAAAAGCUCGAAAACCUGCAGAAUUCGAAUCUCCCAAAAAGCUUUAGAGUGCCGUAUGACCCUGGACUGAAGGCAGGAGCAUUGGUGAUUGAAAAAUGUAAAGUGAUGGCCUCCAAGAAAAAGCCCCUGUGGCUUGAGUUUAAAUGUGCUGAUCCUACAGCCCUAUCCAAUGAAACGAUUGGAAUUAUCUUUAAACAUGGUGACGAUCUGCGCCAAGACAUGCUGAUUUUACAGAUUCUACGAAUCAUGGAAUCCAUUUGGGAGACUGAAUCUUUGGAUCUGUGCCUCCUGCCAUAUGGUUGCAUUUCAACUGGGGACAAAAUAGGCAUGAUCGAGAUCGUGAAAGAUGCCACGACAAUUGCUAAAAUACAGCAAAGCACAGUGGGCAACACGGGCGCAUUCAAAGAUGAGGUCCUGAAUCACUGGCUCAAAGAAAAAUGCCCUAUUGAAGAAAAGUUUCAGGCAGCCGUGGAGAGAUUUGUUUAUUCCUGCGCUGGCUACUGUGUGGCCACCUUUGUUCUUGGAAUAGGCGACAGGCACAACGACAAUAUUAUGAUCACAGAGACAGGCAUUUUCUCCUCCGAAGGAAACCUGUUUCAUAUUGACUUUGGACACAUUCUUGGGAAUUACAAAAGUUUCCUGGGCAUUAAUAAAGAGAGAGUGCCGUUUGUGCUAACCCCAGACUUCCUGUUUGUGAUGGGAACUUCUGGAAAGAAGACAAGCCUGUACUUCCAGAAAUUUCAGGACGUCUGCGUCAAGGCUUACCUAGCCCUUCGUCACCACACAAACCUGCUGAUCAUCCUGUUCUCCAUGAUGCUGAUGACGGGAAUGCCCCAGUUAACAAGCAAAGAAGAUAUCGAAUAUAUUCGGGAUGCCCUAACAGUGGGGAAGAAUGAGGAGGAAGCUAAGAAGUAUUUCCUUGAUCAGAUCGAAGUUUGCAGGGACAAAGGAUGGACGGUGCAGUUUAACUGGUUCCUGCAUCUUGUUCUGGGCAUCAAACAAGGAGAGAAACAUUCAGCCUAAUUCUCCGGGCUAGAAUGCAAAACUAGUUCGUGUCCUAAAGCUCUAAGUCAGCAUGUCUGUCAUCGAACUCGGAUCUAAAAUGUCACAGGACAUCAUGAAGGCUGGCACCUCAGAAAGACAGCCCUGUUCCUGGCUGAACUCUUCACUGGAAGAAAACACUGGCAUGUCAGAUUAAGCCACAUUCGGUUUUAGGCUUAUGCGCAGGUUUCUUUUUUUCUCAUUCGCCUCGGUGAUGUUGGAGAACAUUCUUAGUUUGAACACAUUACUUCCUCAUUGUGCCUGCUGAUUUGACUAUCUUAUUAUUGAGUGCUUCUUGAGAAUAAUUGGUGACAUCUCUUUUCAUCUGGGUUUACUCUCAAUUUUGGUUAUUCUUGGGUUCCUCAAGCCCUUGAGAGAAAAAGAUGUCAUCACCGUAACCUUUCUCUCAUUCCCGGAAAGACACUUCCAAACAUCCCCCUCCAUGUCUGGAGAGGUUAGCGAUUUGCUAAAAGCAAAGGAAGGAGACUUAGCCUUUCCAUUGUCUUUUGUAAUUAGGGUCUUUUACAGUAUACAACCAAGACGUACAAACACACACUGGAAAACCUGAACCUUUGUGCCCUGACCCUUCCCUGCUGGUCUGGCUGCAGGAUUACAAAGAGGAAUAGCAGAGAUGAGACCAUUAGUCUCAACUCUGCCCAAGAGUAAAUUGUCAAGUACAGUUACCCCAGCCUUUUCUACCGUGGAAACAGGAGGAAACUAAAGGGACUCUUUUUUUCUUUUACCUUUUUAUCUUCCUCCCUGCCUCCCUUCUUCCUUAAUGGCUAACCCUCCCACAACUUUUUACCCAAGUUGUGAAAUCCUCAAGAACACAUCGACCCUAGAAUUCAAACAGCAGUUGAAAAACAAUUUCUCCUCUAGGGUUACUGGAAUUUUAGGUACUUAUUUGUAAAAAUGUUUGGUGGAGUUUUUUUUUUUUUAACUGUAUUAUUAAAGAGGACAUUCUAGGAAAUAUG
Mirounga angustirostris (Northern elephant seal) is the source of this 4507-nucleotide messenger RNA. It is a transcript of the gene PIK3CG, whose product is annotated as phosphatidylinositol-4,5-bisphosphate 3-kinase catalytic subunit gamma. Gene Ontology annotation, molecular function: 1-phosphatidylinositol-3-kinase activity; 1-phosphatidylinositol-4-phosphate 3-kinase activity. The coding region runs from base 189 to 3515 and encodes 1108 amino acids. The record is from RefSeq and is a predicted model, not a curated record. NCBI's taxonomy places the organism in Eukaryota, Metazoa, Chordata, Mammalia, Carnivora, Phocidae. The transcript has 11 exons. Gene Ontology annotation, cellular component: cytoplasm; plasma membrane; phosphatidylinositol 3-kinase complex. Gene Ontology annotation, biological process: phosphatidylinositol-mediated signaling; cell migration; phosphatidylinositol 3-kinase/protein kinase B signal transduction.